CUGCGCAGUGGGCAGGGCGCUGGUGUGACCGAGCGCACGUAGCGAGGGCUGCGGCCGCCCUUUCCCCGGCGCGCCGGCGCGGCCCGGGGCUUAUAAAAGGGCCGACGGGCUCCCUCUGCCGCCCAGUGGCACGGCUAGCAGCAGGCUCCGGGUAGCGGCGAGGUAGCGGCCCGAGCGCAGGCGACAGGACCCGACAGGACCCCGCCGCACCCGAGCUGUCGCCGCCCGCACGGCCCGCUCUCCAGGUGUGUGACUCUGUGAAGUCUUCCAAGAUGAUCUGGUGUGUUUUAAUGAUAGGGAUUCUACUUCCUCAGUCUUCAGCCCACCCAGGCUUUUUUACUUCAAUUGGUCAGAUGACUGAUUUGAUCCAUACUGAGAAAGACCUGGUGACAUCACUAAAAGAUUAUAUCAAAGCCGAAGAGGACAAGUUAGAGCAAAUCAAGAAAUGGGCGGAGAAGUUAGACCGACUAACCAACACAGCAACAAAAGAUCCAGAAGGGUUUGUUGGGCAUCCUGUAAAUGCAUUCAAGUUAAUGAAACGUCUGAACACUGAGUGGAGUGAGUUGGAGAAUCUGGUCCUCAAGGAUAUGUCAGAUGGCUUUAUCUCUAACCUGACCAUUCAGAGACAGUACUUCCCUAAUGAUGAAGAUCAGGUUGGGGCCGCUAAAGCUCUGUUUCGUCUGCAAGACACCUACAAUCUGGACACAGACACCAUCUCAAAGGGCAAUCUUCCAGGAGUGCAACACAAGUCUUUCCUAACAGCUGAGGACUGCUUUGAGUUGGGCAAAGUGGCCUACACAGAAGCAGAUUACUACCACACGGAGUUGUGGAUGGAACAAGCUCUAAUGCAGUUGGAGGAAGGCGAGGUUUCUGCCUUGGAUAAAGUCUCUGUUCUAGAUUAUCUGAGCUAUGCCGUCUACCAGCAGGGAGACCUGGAUAAGGCACUUUUGCUCACAAAGAAGCUUCUUGAACUAGAUCCUGAACAUCAGAGAGCUAAUGGUAACUUAAGAUAUUUUGAGUAUAUUAUGACUAAAGAAAAAGAUACCAACAAGUCUUCUUCAGAUGACCAAUCUGAUCAGAAAACUACACCAAGGAAAAAAGGGAUUGCUGUGGAUUAUCUGCCAGAGAGAAAGAAGUACGAAAUGCUGUGCCGUGGGGAGGGUGUCAAAAUGACUCCUCGGAGACAGAAAAAGCUGUUCUGCCGCUACCACGAUGGAAACCGGAAUCCUAAAUUUAUUCUGGCUCCGGCCAAACAAGAGGAUGAGUGGGACAAACCUCGUAUUAUUCGCUUCCACGAUAUUAUUUCUGAUGCAGAGAUUGAAAUUGUCAAAGACUUAGCAAAACCAAGGCUGAGGCGAGCCACCAUUUCAAACCCAAUAACAGGAGACUUGGAGACGGUACAUUACAGAAUUAGCAAAAGUGCUUGGCUGGCUGGCUAUGAAGACCCUGUGGUGUCUAGAAUUAACAUGAGAAUACAAGAUCUCACAGGACUAGAUGUUUCCACAGCAGAGGAAUUACAGGUCGCAAAUUAUGGAGUUGGAGGACAGUAUGAACCCCAUUUUGACUUUGCACGGAAAGAUGAGCCGGAUGCUUUCAGAGAGCUUGGGACAGGAAAUAGAAUUGCUACGUGGCUGUUCUAUAUGAGUGAUGUGUCUGCUGGAGGAGCUACUGUUUUUCCUGAAGUAGGAGCUAGUGUUUGGCCCAAAAAAGGCACCGCUGUCUUCUGGUAUAAUCUGUUUGCCAGUGGAGAAGGAGAUUACAGCACACGCCAUGCAGCCUGUCCCGUGCUAGUUGGAAACAAAUGGGUAUCCAACAAAUGGCUGCAUGAACGUGGACAAGAAUUUCGAAGGCCGUGCACCCUGUCAGAAUUGGAAUGAUAGACAGGCUCCCCUCGCUCCUGAUGUCCUCUAACAUGCCUGGCACAAUUGCUGACUAGAACUUUCUGAAGUUUACAGCUGACUAACACUCCAUGAUUCAUUCGGUCAUGAACUUCAUCCCGUGUUUUGUCGGUGGACAAUCACUUAUUUUGUGGGGGUUUUUGUUUUUUAAUUAACACUCAAUCACCACAUUAUGUAAAAUUUUACAGUUCAGUUAUCACAGGGUACAGGACAUUUAAAAUGAGGAAUCAUAAUUGUUGUUUAAGAGCAUUUUGGUUAGAUUUAAAAAACAAAACAUCCAAUUGUAGAUUUUCCACAUCUCAGUAGAUGGUGGGCCAAGCGAGGCUGUACAUGGGGUACAGAUGCUUGUACCCCGCUUUUCUUUGCUGGGUUGCUGAGCACUAGUAAUCAACUAGGACCCUAGUCUGGGUCCUCAGGGGCUUACCUCCAUCUAUUAUUCCACAUUCAUACUUCUUACUGGUUAAAGAAACCAUAUUUUCUAACAAAUCCCCCUCCUCACCAGUGGUGAAUUGAGCUGGUUAGAGAAAAUUACUUUGUUGAAAAAGUUCUGCAUAGCAGACCUGGCCUCACAAUUUAAAAUGCUCAGACUUCGGCUUGUUCUUCAAUGACUGAUAGUGUCCAGAGACUUGCUGUUCCAUGUGCCAGCACCCUGCCUUGUGUCCUAUUACAGCGGCUGGUGAUGUUGGAGUUCUGAUUCAGUACUGUGCCUUAAGACUGGGAGUUAAAAUAUACAGGCCCUUGUAACGACGAGUGAGGGAGUGGAUUUUAAAGAGAAAUCUGUUUUAUAAAAA
Messenger RNA from Onychomys torridus (southern grasshopper mouse), 2689 nucleotides. It is a transcript of the gene P4ha1, whose product is annotated as prolyl 4-hydroxylase subunit alpha 1. The transcript has 15 exons. Gene Ontology annotation, molecular function: iron ion binding; L-ascorbic acid binding; protein binding. Lineage: Eukaryota; Metazoa; Chordata; Mammalia; Rodentia; Cricetidae. Gene Ontology annotation, biological process: peptidyl-proline hydroxylation to 4-hydroxy-L-proline. Gene Ontology annotation, cellular component: endoplasmic reticulum. The record is from RefSeq and is a predicted model, not a curated record. Bases 273 to 1877 code for a protein of 534 amino acids.